Neopsephotus bourkii (Bourke's parrot) is the source of this 2492-nucleotide messenger RNA. RefSeq names its product SRY-box transcription factor 4 (gene SOX4). The record is from RefSeq and is a predicted model, not a curated record. Gene Ontology annotation, molecular function: DNA-binding transcription activator activity, RNA polymerase II-specific; RNA polymerase II cis-regulatory region sequence-specific DNA binding. The coding region runs from base 671 to 1966 and encodes 431 amino acids. The transcript has a single exon. Gene Ontology annotation, biological process: anatomical structure morphogenesis; positive regulation of transcription by RNA polymerase II; cell differentiation. NCBI's taxonomy places the organism in Eukaryota, Metazoa, Chordata, Aves, Psittaciformes, Psittacidae.
UUUUUUUGCCUGAGGGGUUUUGCUCAGCGCCUCGUAACCGCCAAAUCCUACCUGCACUAACUCCUGACCGCCGAACCCGCCGCCACCACCACACGAGUCCUGGAGCCGGGGUUUUCGGGGCUUUGGAGACGCGCCGCAGCCGCCUCCCCCCUGCCACCACUCCCCCUCUCCCGCCGCCGGUGCACGCUGGCCGUGCCCAGCGCUGAGAGACUUUGUGCGCCGGGCGCGCUCCUCUGCUGAAACGCCGCGAGCAGGCGGAAAGCACUUGUGAACUGCGGGACCACAGCUGCUUCAGGGAGGGGGCAGAUCCGAGGUGGUGAGGAAAAAAAGCAGAGGGACAUUCUCCCCUCCAAAAAAUCCCAAACCCGUAACACACCAAGGAAAAAGCCAACUUGGACCGACGGCUCGCGGUGCGGCUUUUGCAGAAACUCUGUGUCUGACCGCGGGCGGCCCCGCCGCUGCCGUCGCCGCCGCCUCGAGGGGGAGAGGACCGCGCCGCCGGGGACGAGGCGCCGGUGUGGAAGUACAAGUGGUGCGCGGAGCAGGACCGCGGCCGCGGGGGGCUGCGCGGCCGGCUGCGCCGCCCCAGUACCGCUGUGAGAAGUUGCGCGCCCUGCCCCGCGCCGGAGCGGCGCUGAGCUCCGGCGAGCCCCGCGCUGCCGCCGCCGCGAUGGUGCAGCAGACCAAUACGGCGGAGAACACGGAGGCGCUGCUGGCCGCCGAGACCUCCGACUCCGGGGCCGGCAUCGAGCUGGGCAUCGCCUCCUCCCCCACGCCGGGCUCCACUGCUUCCACGGGGGGGAAGGCGGACGACCCGAGCUGGUGCAAGACGCCCAGCGGACACAUCAAGAGGCCCAUGAAUGCCUUCAUGGUGUGGUCGCAGAUCGAGCGGCGGAAGAUCAUGGAGCAGUCCCCCGACAUGCACAAUGCCGAGAUCUCCAAGCGCCUGGGCAAGCGCUGGAAGCUGCUCAAGGACAGCGACAAGAUCCCCUUCAUCCGGGAGGCGGAGCGGCUGCGCCUCAAGCACAUGGCGGACUAUCCCGACUACAAGUACCGGCCCAGGAAGAAGGUGAAGUCGGGCAACAGCUCCGCCAAGCCCGGCGACAAGGCGGACAAGGGCGGCGGGGGCGGCGCCGGCGGGGGCAGCGCGGGCGGCGGCAACGGCGGCUCCGCGGCCUCCGCCAAGCCCGCCCCGAAGAAGGGCGGCGGCGGCGGCUCCAAGCCCUCCCCCGCGGGCGGCGGCGCGGGCGGCAAGCCCCACGGCAAGGUAGCGGCGGGGGGCAAAGCUGCCCCCUUCCCUGGGGAGCCCCCGGCCGCGCUGCUGCCGCCCGAGCACCAGGCGCUCUACAAGCCCCGGGGGGCGGCGGGCUCGCCCUCGGGCCCCGGCAAGCCGCUGGCCGAGAAGAAGCUGAAGAGGGUCUACAUCUUCGGGAGUGGGCAGGCGGCGGCCGCCUCCGCCUCUCCCGGCGGCGCCGUGCCCGGCAGCCCCACGCUGAGUACCUCGGCAGAGGCCGGAGACCCCUUGAGCCUCUACGAGGAGGGGGGAGGUGGGGCGGGUCGGCCCGACGGGGACUGCGGCGGCGCUGCCUGCCCCUCGCCCUCCGGCUCGGGCUCUCCCUCGGAUCACCGCAGCUAUACCAGCCUGCGCGCCUCCUCCCCAGCCCCCUCCACGGCGCAUUCCUCCUCCGCGUCCUGCCACUCCUCCUCCUCUUCCUCCUCCGGCUCCUCUUCGUCGGACGACGAGUUUGAGGACGACCUCUUGGACCUGAACCCCAGCCCCGGCUUUGAAAGCAUGUCCCUGGGCAGCUUCAGCUCCUCGGUGCUCGACCGGGACCUGGAUUUUAACUUCGAGCCCGGCUCGGGCUCUCACUUUGAGUUCCCGGACUACUGCACGCCGGAGGUAAGUGAGAUGAUCUCGGGGGACUGGCUGGAGUCCAGCAUUUCUAACCUGGUCUUCACGUACUGAGGCAGGAGCCGGGCGCUGCAGGAGGAGGCACCGCCGGGCGCGUUUCUCGAGUUUGUUUUCCUUUUUCGUUUUUCUUUGUUUUCUUUUUUUUUCCCUUUCUCCCCUGCCUUCCCCGGGAAGGGACUGUUGAGGUUGCUGCUGGUGCUCGGGGAGCUGGGCGGCGAGAGCAGGGUCGCCCUCUGCUUGCGGAAAGGCCAGCAGUCCCCUUCCCCCAGCCGGAGACGGACCAGCACAAACACACCCCCCUCCUCCGACGUUGCCUUUUCAGAGACUGGCGAGAGCGAAAUGCUGCCUUUUCCCUUUUUUAUUUACUGAAAAGAGAGACGGAGAAGGGGGGGGGGAGAACCGCACACACCUCUGGGUUCUUUGUUAUUGCCCACUUUAUAUGAAUAAAGAGGAGGGGGGAGCCAUGCAUUGUGCUAAGCGCACGCUGGAGGUCUUGAGCAUUCGCCCUUUGGCGUGAAAGAGCGAGCUGAACUGCUUGGAAAAACGGAGAGAAAGAAAAGAACACAAAAAAAAAAAACAA